Messenger RNA from Neltuma alba, 2150 nucleotides. RefSeq names its product D-glycerate 3-kinase, chloroplastic. The transcript has 12 exons. The coding region runs from base 95 to 1417 and encodes 440 amino acids. The record is from RefSeq and is a predicted model, not a curated record. Lineage: Eukaryota; Viridiplantae; Streptophyta; Magnoliopsida; Fabales; Fabaceae.
GGGGAAGACGAGGAGUAUGUGGCAGCUAAGCCACUUCCAUAGCUGAGUUCUGUUGCAGUAAGGAAGAGAGAGCGAGCUUGAAGCAGAUUGAAAAAUGGCGACUUUGAACCUCUUAUCUCAGCCAUUGCAGCCUACACUUUCGCCUUCUUUCUGUCACUAUAGUUCCAGCGACUAUGGCUAUUACUCUAACCAUUGUAAAUUAUUUUAUUCUUCUAAUUCUCUGUGUUCUUCCCCCAAUCAAUCUCACUGUUCCAAGUUCUCUAAAAUGCCGACACACUCCACAAAAUCAGGCAGUGGGAGUUCAUGGUUGCAACAUAAUUUCACUCCACUUAGCUCUGUUACUAGCAAUGAGUGUAGACAGGGUCCUUUGCAUUCUGUAUUCCCCACGAAACCUGCUGAAGUUUCAGCUGUACAGGACCUUUACGAUUUUAUAUGCUCAGGACCUUUGAUGGAGAAAGCAGGUUUGACACCAGAAAAGGUGGCUGAGUCCAUAGAUAAGUGGUUGAUGUAUGGUCGGAGGCUAAGCCAGUUGUUCCAACUCAAUGAAUUGUACCUAACUGUCCCUCAAAAAGCUAGGCUUUACCAUUACUACAUACCAGUCUUUCUUUGGUGUGAAGACCAAAUCGCUGAGCAUCAGUCAAAGUUCAAAGAUGGAGAAGAUAUACCUCCUUUAGUGAUUGGAUUUAGUGCUCCCCAGGGAUGUGGAAAAACAACUCUGGUUUUUGCUCUUGAUUAUCUUUUCCGAACAACUGGCAGGAAAUCUGCAACAAUAUCUAUAGAUGAUUUUUAUUUGACGCAUGAGGGUCAGAGUAAACUAAGAGAAUCAAAUCCAGGAAAUGCACUUCUUGAGUUUCGUGGAAAUGCUGGAAGCCAUGAUCUUGAUUUGUCAAUUGAAACUCUGACCGCUUUAACCAAUUUGAAAAAAGAAGGUUCGAAGAUGAAGUUGCCUCGGUAUGACAAAUCAGCAUUUAGUGGAAGAGGUGACCGUUCUGAUCCUUCAACCUGGCCUGAAAUUGAAGGGCCGCUGACGGUUGUGUUGUUCGAAGGUUGGAUGCUUGGUUUCAAGCCCCUUCCAGUGGAAGCUGUAAAGGCUGUUGAUCCCCAGCUAGAAGUCGUGAAUAAAAACCUUGAAGCUUAUUAUGAUGCAUGGGACAAGUUCAUAAAGUCAUGGAUAGUCAUCAAGAUAACGGACCCAAGUUGUGUCUACCAAUGGCGGCUGCAGGCUGAGAUUGCCAUGAGGGAGGCUGGCAAUCCUGGAAUGUCUGAUGAAGAGGUGAGGGAUUUUGUUUCUCGAUACUUGCCGGCAUACCAUGCUUACCUUCCUACACUGUACUCUGAGGGACCAAAUGGAUCAGACCCCCAGCAUCUCCUUACCAUUGAAAUUGAUGAGGGGAGAAACCCCAUUCUUGGCGUCUAGGUAACCUUUAGGGGCUGAUCAUUUGUGGGAUUAGAUUUUGGGAAAAUUACUGGGAAAUUUUAGGUAAGAAAGUAAAUUACUAAUGGCUCUUUUAAAAUUGAGUUAUUACUAAUAGGUCUCUCUAAAGAACUUGUGCUAGAGGAAAAUCCACAUAGGAUAAGUUGUGGGUGUCUUAAUUUGAUCUGCAAAUACUGGAAAAGGACUUAAUGCAAUUUUUUUCAUCUUGCGGUGAUUUACAAGUCCUCCUCCAGAUCUUCAAGAGACCUAUAGUAAGAACUUGUGCCAAAAAAAAAGAAGAAUAAAUUAUAAAUUUCUCAGUUUGACUCGCAGAUAUUAGAAGAGCUGGGGAAUUUUUUUUCCCCUCAUUGUGGUGAUUUGCAAUUCCUCUUUCAACAUUUGCAAGUCAAUCUAAGGAAAUUUACAAUUUAUCCGGUGUGUUUUCACACAAGUUCUUUAAGGGAUUUAUUAGUCAUAACUUAAUUUCAAGAGACUUGUUAGUAAUUAAUUUUCUUACUUGGGAAUUCUUUGUAAUUUUCCCAUAGUCCCUCAGUUCUUAGAGAGAAUUGGCCUAUCCUUCGGCAUUAGUUAGUGUCAUCAUCAACAGAGAUCAGUCUGUGUAUAUUACUCUGUUUUUCCUACAUGUACAGACUAUAUUGGUUGUCACUAAAUCAAUAUCAACAUCAGUACUAUUUAUACAGAAAAAUAAGUAAUAUUAUUCACAAGCUGUAAAUAA